This is a messenger RNA of Ramularia collo-cygni, 336 nucleotides long. RefSeq lists its product as uncharacterized. Gene Ontology annotation, biological process: protein insertion into mitochondrial outer membrane; mitochondrial outer membrane translocase complex assembly. The coding region runs from base 1 to 336 and encodes 111 amino acids. Gene Ontology annotation, cellular component: mitochondrial outer membrane. The transcript is spliced from 2 exons. Lineage: Eukaryota; Fungi; Ascomycota; Dothideomycetes; Mycosphaerellales; Mycosphaerellaceae. The record is from RefSeq and is a predicted model, not a curated record.
AUGUCCGAAAUGGGUUCCUCAAGUUACGCCAACAUUCCCUCGCCCGAAGAGGUGGAUUCACUGCCAUCGUCAUCCGCCGGCUCUAGCACAUCCAUGUCCCCCAGCGAAGAGGAAGAAUACAACGAUGCAGACCGACAAUGGAAAGAAAGCCUACAACAGUUGGAGCUGAUGUUGACAUUGGUUCUGAUUCCUUAUGUUGGGAAAUACUUCGGCAGGAAAUGUGCAUAUUGGGGUUGGGGCAAGUUCAUGGAAUGGAAAUACCCUGUGACGGUGGAUAUCACGAGUCCCGGAGCUUUCAAAGGCGCUGGCGCAGUUGAAGCUGCGGCAUCCCUAUGA